AUGGCCGAGCCCCAAAAAGCUCAUGGCGCGGGCCUGGCCCAAAUCCCGACUGUCGGGCCCGAAGAGCCAUCCGAUACCACCAUGGUUUCAGGUUCGAGUAGCGAUACUGAAGCCUCAUCUGAGGGCCAGUGGGGAGAGCAGGGAACAGAGCCCGUUUCUCGCCGCGGUGCCAUGGAGGACUUCGAGGAGAUGCGAAGGGAAUUGACCAGACUGAGUCUGCAGCGCACGAAGUCAACAACCAAGGACGGCCCCAGUCGACUGCGAUCUCGCGCAAGCCAGCAUCAGGACCCAGAAAAGGCUCUCGAAGAGGAAGCGGACGAAGAGGAGGAUGGCGAGUUUGAUUUGACGGACUUUCUGAUGGGCGGCCAUCUUGAGCGGCGGACCACCGCAGGAGACCCUGCCAAGAAGGUGGGUGUUGUAUUCAAGAAUCUGACCGUCAAGGGUGUUCAGACUGGUGCUUCUUUUGUUCGAACCCUUCCGGAUGCUGUUAUUGGAACUUUUGGACCCGACUUGUAUAACAUCAUCUGCCGGUUCGUCCCCCAGGUGCGCUUCGGAAAGAAACCGCCCGUGCGCGACCUAGUCCAUGAUUUCACCGGUGCUGUUCGCGAGGGUGAGAUGAUGCUGGUUCUGGGCCGCCCUGGAGCUGGUUGUUCGACCUUCCUCAAGGCUAUUGCUAACGAUCGUGACGCUUUCGCUGCUGUUGAAGGUGAUAUCAGCUACGGUGGAUUGAGUGCCGAAGAACAGGACAAGCGCUACCGCGGUGAAGUCAACUACAACCAGGAAGACGACCAGCAUUUUCCGAAUCUUACUGUUUGGCAGACGCUCAAGUUCUCUCUAAUCAACAAGACUAAGAAGAAUGAGAAGGGAAGCAUCCCGGUUAUCAUCGAUGCCCUGCUGAAAAUGUUCGGCAUCACCCACACGAAGAACACUCUUGUGGGCAACGAGUUCGUUCGUGGUGUCUCUGGUGGCGAGAGAAAGCGUGUCAGUAUCGCAGAGACCCUUGCCACCAAGUCUUCCGUCGUCUGCUGGGAUAACUCGACUCGAGGUCUUGAUGCCAGCACUGCCCUGGACUACGCCAAGUCUCUUCGUAUUAUGACCGACAUUAGCAAGCGCACGACUCUAGUGACUCUUUACCAGGCUGGUGAAAGUAUCUACGAGCUCAUGGAUAAGGUGCUUGUUAUUGACUCCGGACGCAUGCUUUUCCAAGGUCCUGCACACUACGCCAGACAGUACUUUGUCAACCUUGGUUUCUACUGCCCGGAACAGUCGACCACUGCUGACUUCCUGACUUCGCUAUGCGAUCCCAACGCUCGCCAGUUCCAGGAGGGCCGUGAAGCAUCGACCCCAAAGACUCCCGAGGAACUCGAGGCUGUAUUCCGACAGAGCGAAUUCUACAAGCGCAUUGGAACGGAGGUCCAGGCGUACGAAACCAAUCUCCAGGAAACCAACUGCGAGGAUACCCAGCGCUUCCAGAAGACUGUUCAGUCAUCCAAGAGUAAGACCGUUUCCAAGAAGUCCCCCUACACCGUCUCGAUUGCUCGGCAGGUGGCUGCCUGCGUGCGCCGCGAGUUCUGGCUUCUGUGGGGUGAUAAGACCUCUCUCUGCACCAAGUACUUUAUUAUCAUUUCGAACGGCUUCAUUGUCGCUUCUCUGUUCUACGGUGAGAAGAUGAACACUUAUGGUGCUUUCCCUCGUGGCGGUGCCAUUUUCUUCUCGAUUUUGUUCCUCGGCUGGCUUCAAUUAACUGAACUGAUGCCCGCGGUUUCUGGACGAGCUAUUGUUGCGCGACACAAAGACUACGCUUUCUACCGGCCUUCUGCUGUUGCAAUUGCUCGUGUGGUUGUCGACUUUCCGGCUAUUUUCUGCAUGGCUGUACCGUUCUCCAUUAUUGUCUAUUUCCUUGCUGGUCUUGAUGCUACUGCCUCCAAGUUCUGGAUCUACUUCUUGUUUGUGUAUACCACCACAUUCUGCAUCACUGCCAUGUAUCGUAUGUUCGCAGCACUGUCACCGACCAUCGAUGAUGCCGUACGGUUUUCUGGUAUCGCGUUGAACGUGCUGGUUUUGUUCGUUGGCUAUGUGAUUCCGAAGCAAGGUCUUAUCGAUGGCUCGAUAUGGUUCGGAUGGCUGUUCUACGUCAACCCACUCUCCUACAGUUACGAGUCCGUCUUGAGCAAUGAAUUUUCCGAUCGUACCAUGGAGUGUGAUCCUUCCAUGUUGGUUCCGCAAGGGCCUGGGGUUGAUCCGCAAUACCAAGGCUGCUCUCUGACUGGAUCCAAACUCGGUUCUACGGAGGUCGCGGGAGCGGACUAUCUCAGCACAACAUUCCAGUUCACGCGCCACCACCUAUGGCGCAAUUUUGGUGUGAUCAUUGCUUUCACCGUGCUGUAUAUUCUGAUUACCAUCAUCGCUACGGAGACCCUGUCUUUUGUCGGCGGUGGCGGUGGCGCCCUGGUCUUCAAGCGGUCGAAGAAGGCCAAGCAGAUCAAGGCUGCCGCGCAGAAGUCCAACGACGAGGAGAAUGGCAAGAGCGACGGGACAGUAGCGCAGUCUGGCCCUGGCAAUGAAGCCGCCUUCAACCGGAUCUCUUCUAGUGAGCGUGUUUUCACCUGGAGUAAUGUUGAAUAUACGGUGCCUUACGGAAAUGGAACUCGGAAACUGCUUAACGGUGUUAGUGGCUACGCAAAGCCAGGGGUUAUGAUUGCGCUCAUGGGUGCCUCUGGAGCUGGAAAAACGACCCUGCUGAACACCCUGGCUCAGCGCCAGACGAUGGGUGUGAUUGGUGGAGAUAUGCUUGUUGAUGGUCGCCCUUUAUCAACUGACUUCCAACGUGGUACUGGGUUCUGUGAACAGAUGGACCUGCACGACAACACUGCCACUAUCCGUGAGGCUCUUGAGUUUUCGGCUCUGCUCCGUCAGGACAGGAACAUUCCCCGGGAGGAGAAACUUACGUACGUCAGCCAGAUUAUUGACCUUUUGGAACUGGAGGAGAUCCAGGAUGCUAUGAUUGGAUCCCUCAAUGUCGAGCAGAAGAAGCGUGUUACUAUCGGCGUGGAAUUGGCUGCUAAGCCUAGCCUUUUGCUUUUCCUCGAUGAGCCGACUAGUGGUCUGGAUAGCCAGGCGGCGUUUUCGAUUGUGCGUUUCUUGAAGAAGCUUUCUCAAGCUGGCCAGGCCAUUGUUUGCACUAUUCAUCAGCCCUCUUCCAUGCUGAUCCAGCAGUUCGACAUGAUUCUGGCUUUGAACCCUGGUGGUAACACCUUCUACUUUGGACCUGUUGGCGCUGAUGGCAAGGACGUGAUCAAGUACUUUGCUGACCGCGGUGCUGUCUGCCCACCCGCAAAGAAUGUGGCCGAGUUUAUCCUGGAAACCGCAGCUAAACCGAUCAAACGCGAUGGCGUGACGGUUGAUUGGAACGAGGAAUGGCGCAACUCAGAGCAGGGCGGAAGAGUCAUGGAGGAGAUCGAACAGAUUCACAACGAGCGCCGCGACGCUACGGCCACCGAAGAGCAGGCUGUGCAGUACGAAUUCGCUGCUUCGACCUGGACUCAGACCUAUCUCCUGACCCAGCGUGUCUUUACCCAGCACUGGCGUGACCCAUCCUACUACUACGGCAAGCUCUUCACCAGUGUUAUUAUCGGUAUCUUCAACGGUUUCACCUUUUGGAUGCUUGAUAACUCGAUCGCGUCCAUGCAGAACCGCAUGUUCUCGCUCUUCUUGGUUAUUCUCCUCCCGCCCAUUUUCCUCAACUCCACCCUUCCUAAGUUCUACAUGAACCGUGCCCUCUGGGAAGCCCGUGAAUACCCAUCCCGAAUCUACGGCUGGUUCGCCUUUUGCACGGCCAAUGUCGUCGCCGAGAUUCCCAUGGCCAUCGUCUCAGCAACCGUCUACUUCCUCCUUUGGUACUUCGCCGUCGGCUUCCCUGUCGCGGCCCCUGCAUCGGGUUACGUCUUCCUCAUGACAAUGCUCUUCUUCUUGUUCAUGGCUUCCUGGGGUCAAUGGAUCUGCGCGUUCGCGCCCUCCUUCACCGUCAUCUCCAACGUGCUCCCCUUCUUCUUCGUCAUGACAGGUCUUUUCAACGGUGUCGUUCGCCCUUACGCCGACUACCCCGUCUUCUGGAAGUACUGGAUGUACUAUGUCAACCCGGUAACCUGGUGGAUUCGCGGCGCCAUCUCAGCCAUCUUCCCCAGCAUCACCAUCCAGUGCUCCUCAACCGAAGCCACCCACUUCAACCCUCCCCCAGGCUCCACCUGCUUUGACUAUGCAAACAACUUCGUCACCAGCAUCGCGGGUGUCGGGAAACUUAUUAACCCCGACGCCACCGAGGGCUGCCAGUACUGUCCCUAUGCCAAUGGCACAGAGUACAUGGGCCAGCUGAACGUUAAGGAUGGCGACAAGUGGCGCUCCUUCGGCAUCUUCUUGGCAUUUGUCAUUGUCAAUUGGGCGCUUGUUUACUUCUUCAUCUACACAGUGCGCGUGAGGCGAUGGUCAUUUGGCAUGGGCUACCUGUUUGGAGGAAUUGGUGCUGUUAUAUCGUCUGUGAAGAAGGUUUUCUCUAAGAAGAACUAA
Molecule: messenger RNA, 4563 nt
Organism: Aspergillus puulaauensis
Lineage: Eukaryota; Fungi; Ascomycota; Eurotiomycetes; Eurotiales; Aspergillaceae
Gene: atrF
Product: ABC drug exporter AtrF
Exons: 1
Coding region: 1-4563 (1520 amino acids)
Biological process (GO): transmembrane transport
Cellular component (GO): membrane
Molecular function (GO): ATP hydrolysis activity; ABC-type transporter activity; ATP binding
Source: RefSeq, a predicted model, not a curated record